This is a messenger RNA of Stylophora pistillata, 1137 nucleotides long. Its product is annotated as G-protein coupled receptor GRL101-like. NCBI's taxonomy places the organism in Eukaryota, Metazoa, Cnidaria, Anthozoa, Scleractinia, Pocilloporidae. The record is from RefSeq and is a predicted model, not a curated record.
GCACUACAACCUAAUGGCUGAGCUCCCUAGAGGAUUUUUCACCCAGCAGUUGAGGCACAUUGUCAGAGUGACUUUGGACACCAACCUGAUGUGCUGCCUGCACCUCGAUUUUUUCAGGCAGGAUGCCGAUUGCGACUAUUCUUUCAAUGACGACUUCGCAAGCUGUCACUCUAUGUUCCGUAACCUUGCUCCAAGGAGAAGUCUUUGGGUUGUCGGUCUUCUGUCGUUGUUUGGGUCUUUGUUUGUUGUUGGGUGGCAGUAUUUUUUCCCUGAUAACAAUGUGGUCCAGUCUAUCAUGUUGGUGAAUCUGGGUAUCUCAGACGGCAUCAUGGGUAUUUACCUUAUCAUUAUAGCUAUAAAAGACCUGCAAUGGUCGGGGGAAUACUACCUGCACGACUAUGAGUGGCGCACUGGUUGGUUUUGUCAUUUCAAUGGCGCCAUGUCUAUCCUUUCAAGUGAGGUGUCAGUUAUGAUGAUUUCAUUGAUUGCAUGGGACAGGCUAAAGAACAUUGUGUUUCCCUACACUUUUGCAAAAAUUACACCAAGCCAGACUCGUAUAAUGUGUACAGUCAUCUGGUUGGUGGGAGGCGUAAUGGCAUUGCUUCCCUUGUCUGCAAUGCACUACUUUGGUGACUCGUAUUAUGGCAAGAACGUAGUGUGCCUGCCCCUGCAGCUUUCCCCGCAAUUACAAAAAGGCUGGGAAUACUCCACUUCCAUAUUUAUCGUUUUGAAUUUUUCUCUUUUUAUCUUCAUAAUGGUGGCUUACAUUGCCAUCUUGUUGAAUUCAUGGUCGUCAAGCAAACAGCUCGGAGCGCAUGGAACUAUUCGUGAAAUACGAGCAAGAGCACAAAGUCCCCAGGCCAAAAGAGAAAGAGCACUUGCCAAAAGAGUCUUCUUCAUUAUUCUGACCGAUUUCCUGUGUUGGCUACCAAUCAUUGCUAUCGGCAUCAAGUCGCACGUCGAGAAAACAUUUGAUCCACCUGGAGAUCUGGCAGUAUGGAUUGCAGUGUUCGCUCUGCCGAUCAAUUCAGCUGUCAACCCAUUGCUGUAUACGCUUUCUACUCCACAGGUAACAGGUUUAUUUUUUAUUACUUUUGAAUAGGGCAUACUGCCAUGUUUAAGUCUGCUUUCGUGUCA